This is a messenger RNA of Esox lucius (northern pike), 2614 nucleotides long. It is a transcript of the gene eif4ebp2, whose product is annotated as eukaryotic translation initiation factor 4E binding protein 2. The transcript has 3 exons. The coding region runs from base 199 to 555 and encodes 118 amino acids. Gene Ontology annotation, biological process: negative regulation of translational initiation. Gene Ontology annotation, cellular component: cytoplasm. Lineage: Eukaryota; Metazoa; Chordata; Actinopteri; Esociformes; Esocidae. Gene Ontology annotation, molecular function: eukaryotic initiation factor 4E binding. The record is from RefSeq and is a predicted model, not a curated record.
UUGUUGUUCUUCCUGCCUGGCGGAGGGAGUGGGGCUGUGCUGACGGCUGGGAGGACGAGAGACGCGACAAGAAAGCUUUUAGAAAGACAUAAUUGAGAAAGGGAAAGGGCCCUGGGUUCCACCGUCGGUCGGGUUAAGUAUCAACCCCCUUCAAAUUGCACGUGCAAUUGUGUGAUCAACCCCUAAACCGCGGGUGAAAUGUCGUCGUCUACCAGUCGUCAGCUUAGCGAGAGCAGGGCCAUUCCGACCAGAACGGUAUUGAUCAACGAUACAACGCAGCUACCUCAUGACUAUUGCACCACCCCUGGAGGCACUUUAUUUUCGACCACUCCUGGAGGGACCCGGAUCAUAUACGACCGUAAGUUCCUGUUGGACCGUCGUAACUCCCCUAUUGCCCAGACACCCCCUGCUCACCUGCCCAUCAUCCCGGGGGUGACCAGCCUCAAUGUCCUGACUGAGAAUGGAAGAAACGAGGCCAACAACCACAUCAAAUCCCACAACAGUCAUGGCAAGACAGCCACUGGUGAGGAUGCUCAGUUUGAGAUGGAUAUCUAACUUCACCUGAAGAACCUCAUUGGAACACCAGUAGAAGAAACUGACCUGGUACCUAACUGUUCUGUGUGCCAGUGGCUUGGCUUGUAAGAACCAAUGUUGUGAGCACCCACUUCUCUCACAGCGCCAUCUUCUUUAGCUAUCUGUUUUGCUGUUGCUGGGUGUAAAUUAUGUAUGCCAUGUGAAUAAACUCUACCAUGUAAUACGGUAACUAUAUGGCCAACAUGGUCUUAUACUCUGUCCAGUGUCCAUGCUAGCAUACCAAAAACAAAGCUUUGUAUUUGACAUGCAUCAUAUUUUGGAUGGUAGUGUGGAUAUUGGAAUGUAGUCUGUAUUGUUGUUGCCAGCUCCUCUAUUCUGUCAAGCCAUAGUUUGGCACAAUGGUGAAAAAACAAACAGGAGUUGGCCACAGUACACAUCCAACAGGCUAUCAGGCUAUGGCCAACCCUGUUGCUGGAGACUUUGUGGUUCUCUUUGAACAGGUCUCAGCCAGGCUUCCAAUUGCCAUAUAUUUAUUGUAUUCAUCUCAGCCUCACACCAAUGUAAAGGGCCUGAAACCAAGGUACCCAGAGAUAAUAUCAGAGAUAUUUCAUUAACGAAAUGUAGAUGCCCAAGUCAUCGCGGAAAUCUAAGCAUUCUGUAUAUCUUUGAGUCCAUUCUAUGAGAGCACACUGUAAAUGAAGCCUUCUUUACCACUAUAGACUAUUCAUAAUGUGUCCCAAAAACUGUACAACAUUUAGUACUUUAUAGAUUUCUAAAGCAAGGUACUUGCUUUAGAAUCAUCAGUCAAAAAGGAUUGAUAUAACUUAUCAAAACCUUUUCAUUCAACACAAUUAGUUUGGGUUACAUUUUUUAUUAAACUACUACAUACUGGAUAUGCUUCAAGACCUCUUACCUUUUUUAGAUAACCAGCAGUAAUAAUAAGCAAUGUGACUGAUACUUUCCGAUUAGCAGAGAAUGUCAUAAUCAUUCCAAGCCUUGAAUAACUAUCCACCAAUACAAGCCUGACUUUAUGUUGCGUUUUAGGUAAUUCUGGUAAAUAAUUUUUAUAAAUAUGUCCCAUUUGGAAAAUCUAGCAUUUUGCUUUGUGGGGAAGGUUUGAUGGAUUUCCAAAUGAAAGGAGCCAUUUCAUUCAUACAUUACUUCAGACUAUAGCUCAUUCCAAACAUAGUCAGCUAUUUUUUAAAACAUUUUAAUUAACUACAUAAAUGACUGAAGAACAUUGAAAUUUAGAGAUUUGAAAGGAACGUUUUUGAACUAGAAUCAUUUCAAAUAAUUUUUCUAUGCAUUUUAUGUCUACAUACAUUAGCCUAUUUCUAUGUUGACAUGUAACUUUUUAGUAUCAAAAGCCAAAUGGAUAUGAAAGGAGGAGCUAAGGUAAUGUGUUUUCAUCAGACAUUGAUAAUGUAUUCCAGACAAACCUUCCUAAUGUAAUGGACUACACUUCUACAAUCUUUCUGAUCUUAUACUUUUUUCACUCUACUCUGAUAGGUUUCUCUACAUAUGCCUUACUGCAGUACUCACCAAACUGAAAGGUUGGGACUAAAAAGCCAUUCCUUUUCUACCAUUUCCAAUGACCCUAAACCAGAAAAUAGUUUUAUUUUUAAUCAUGCACUUGAAGCAAAAUUAUUUUUUAAAGACAGUAUUUUGUUAUUCUUCUGUCAGCAGCUAAGACCAUGUGGGGUUUGAAUUAGGAUCAUUAUAGUUUCGGAUAAUUGUAUUGAGUUCAUUACCAUUAUAACUAAUCACUGUCAGCUAUUAAAACACAUGUUCAUUCAAUCUCUGUGGCAUCUCUUACUCAGAUUAUAUUCAGAUAAUUAUUAUGCAUUGAGGGUAAUGUUUGGAUUUGACUGAAGGAAAGAAUCAUGUGUGUCUUAGAAAAUUGGUUUUGAUCUACAUUGAGGGCUUUUACAUUGUAUUUUGUUUCAAAAGAGAUUUGAAUCCACCAACCUAACUUUUGUUUUGAAUUUGUAUUUACUUUAUUUUCAAACAAAUGCCAAUGCCAGUGGACACUGUUACAGCAAGAUCAAUAAAGUUCUUUAAGAUGAGGAUUAUACUGUUA